CACAAAUAAAAAGCGAGUCUCGCCGAUCGAGUGGGGACGCACGUGAAAAAUGCGGGUCCACACAAAGGUUGCAUUAUGUUUGUAUUUAUGUGUAAUUAAACUUAACAUUAUUUGAUGGGGUCCUGCUAUUUGCUUUUUGAUAUCGCCUUUUGUGAACUUUUGAUUUAAGUGAGUUUUAUGUGCAUUUUUCAGGUUAGUUUGGAAAUGGCUCUUGAAACCUGCUACUUCCACAUUCUAGUUGCCUGGUGUUCUUUUAUUCGCACUAGAAUCUAUCAUAUUUUAGUUCCUUAAUGUCAAAAGGAAAUUGUUCAAGGUUGAUCUAGCUGAUUACAUGAUAUCUACAUAUGGGAAUGAUGCCCUUCGGGAGCUUUCUUCCCCUGGGAAAAGUGGAAGAUUCUUUUACUUGACCAAUGAUGACCACUACAUGAUAAAGACAAUGAAGAAGUCCAAAGUAAAGGUUCUUUUAAGGAUGCUUCCAACUUAUUAUAAUCAUGUUCGAGCCUUUGAGAACACUCUACUCACCAAAUUUUAUGGUCUUCACUAUGUGAAAUUAACUGGGGCUGCCCAAAAGAAGGUGCGAUUUUUCAUAAUGGGGAAUUUGUUCUAUUCUAAGUACGCAAUUCACAGGCGUUUUGACUUGAUAGGUUCUUCCCAUGGCUGCACAACUGAUAAACCCGAGGCAGAAAUUGAUGCCACAAUAACUCUCAAGGACUUGACCUUAAUUUCAUCUUUCAAUUGUAGAAGGCUUGGUUCCAAUAGUUUUGCGAGCAAGUGGAUAGGGAUUGUGACCUUCUUGAACAGGAGAGAAUUAUGGAUUAUAGUAUUUUGGUUGGUCUUCACUUCUGAGAAGCUCCUAGAACUCGAACUCCUUCUGGAAUUUGAACUCAUGCUGGAAAUGGAGACCCUGAUAAUGAUGGAGCAACUCCUCGUCUUUCUGGAAUAGACAUGGAUAAGCUUCUUCUUGACCGGUCCAGGUAUCUGAAGGAAUGGAAGAGCUUAGUGGUAAUAGCAACAAUAAUGAAAUAGGAAAUGAACUUUCUGGUUAACAUCCUAGCUUGGUCUUAAGCCUCAAAUCCUCUUUUUUGAAAAUAACUUGCAACUCCCUAGAUAGCAGAAAUAGUUAUAGUGUGAAUGGUAAAAUCACUACAUCCUAUCUUUGUUUAUUUUCUUUUUUCUUACAUGCGACCAUACUGAUAACUUGCAUAUAGAAAAUCAUUCUGUGAUGUUUGAUAACUAAAUUAUAGUUUA
Molecule: messenger RNA, 1248 nt
Organism: Vitis riparia (riverbank grape)
Lineage: Eukaryota; Viridiplantae; Streptophyta; Magnoliopsida; Vitales; Vitaceae
Product: phosphatidylinositol 4-phosphate 5-kinase 6-like
Exons: 7
Coding region: 332-943 (203 amino acids)
Biological process (GO): phosphatidylinositol metabolic process
Molecular function (GO): phosphatidylinositol kinase activity
Source: RefSeq, a predicted model, not a curated record